Cyclocybe aegerita is the source of this 639-nucleotide messenger RNA. The record is from the annotation of a GenBank genome assembly. Lineage: Eukaryota; Fungi; Basidiomycota; Agaricomycetes; Agaricales; Hemipholiotaceae.
AUGGACACAACAGCCCCCCCAGAGAUCUUCGACUCGCUCCCGUAUUACGACGAUGACCUAACGAAAUAUCCCCAUCUUCAAGAGAUGGUGGAAGGGGAACUUGCACGGGAGCCAAGCGCACCUCAAACGCUCCAUCCACGCGUACCCCCUCUUGUGGAACCAUUCAUUACCCCACUAUUAAAAGCAGAGUUGGAACGCGCCGCUAACAACAAACCCUUUCCUGCGCUGGACACUUUGCGUUACACCCUCCCAGCACCAUCAUCAACCCCCGCAACCGAUGAAGAAUGGAAAUCUGCUCUGGAUAACGCGCAUGCACAAUUGCAGCACCAACGCAUUAGGCAACAAAACCUCGCCCUACUACAGACGUACGGUUCGAAUGCCUGGCGGAUACAAAAUUACCUCCUCGAAUCGACAGCGAAGCAAACAGAAACAUCGCUGGAACAGCUAAAGGAGCUUACUGUGGAAGUCAAUCGCGAACGUAAGAAUUCUCAGGACCGGGUUGGAAAGCAAUUGACCGCCCUGGAGACACGGUGGACGGAGCUUAUCUCUAGCGUCCUUCAGAUCGAAAUGGCCAAUGUUGCUCUGGAUGCGGAAAUCAACAGACUGAACAAAAAAGAGGCUGAAUUGGCGGAACUGUAG